AACCGAACGCUCAAAAUAGAUCCCGAUUUCGGCGAUUCGUGGGCUUAUGCUUACAAAUUCGAAGUUCUUCACGGAUCCCAAGAACAACAGGAGGACAUUAAGAAGAGAUGUUGUGCUGUUGAGCCCAGACAUGGAGACAACUGGUGCCGGGUAUCCAAAGAUGUGUCCAAUUGGAGGCUCACGACUGAAGAGAUUCUCGAGAGAACCGCUAAUUUGUUGCCGAUUCCCACAUAA
Molecule: messenger RNA, 234 nt
Organism: Medioppia subpectinata
Lineage: Eukaryota; Metazoa; Arthropoda; Arachnida; Sarcoptiformes; Oppiidae
Source: the annotation of a GenBank genome assembly